UGCGCCGCACUCAGUGCGCGGUGUGACGAUAAAGAAUAUUACCGAUCGACUCUUUGAUCUACACUGUGCCACUGUAGGAACGAAAAGUCCCUAAAGCCGGCCAGGAAGCUUUCAUCCUCUGUGGCAUGAUGGCUACAGGGGAAGACAAGAUGAUGCCUGGCCCCCCACCACCUGUACCAGGUUACCCACAGCAGAACCAGGUCCAGGACAACAUGCAAAUGAUUCAGAAGGCAAUGAAUCAGAUGGAAGAAAAAGGGAUGCAAGAAGAUCCAAGAUAUGCAACGCUGAUGGCGAUGGCUGACAGGGCCAGAUCUGGGAUGCACCCACCAGGAAUGCCUAGUAGUAUGCCCCAGGGAAUGCCAGGCGGGCCACAACACCAUGGUAUGCAGGGCCCUCGAUCACAAAACCAGGGUCAGAGGAUGGCUACCUCCCCUUCACCAGGCAUGGGAGGUCAUCAAGGAAUGCCAGGCUCCUCUCACAGCAUGCCUGGUGGGCCACCAGGAAUGUCUGGUGGCCCAGGCAUGAUGCCUGGCGGUCCACAAGGCAUGCACUCUGGUCAGCAAGGUAUGCCAGGCCCAGGGGGUCAGAAUAUGGGCGGAGGCCAGCCACAUAGGAUGGGAAGCAUGGGACCAAACCAAGGUAUGCCCAAUGGGUCUAUGGGAAUGUCUGGUUCUAGUAUGCCUAACCCUGCGCUGGGAGGACCAAAUAUGACAGCACCUCCAAGUGGUCCACCAAACAUGAAUUUACCUCAAAACAUGCCAAAUAGCUCCAGCAGUGCAGGACCAAAUGUCAGUCAGCCAUCCGGUCUACACAUGUCUGGUGGGCCUAAUAUGGGUGGAUACAACAUGGCAAACCAGGGAGGACAAGGGAUGCCCAGUAGCACUGGGGGAUCUCCUGGUAUGGGUGCACCAGAUAUGAAUGGACCAAUACCAGGAAAUAGUACUGGGAUGGGAAACCAUGGUAGUUCUGGAGGACCAAUGGGUCAUUCUAUGCCAAUGGAGGACAUGAGGGCAAUGAGUCAUGGUAACGGCCAUUCAUCACAGGGUCCACCUAAUCCCAGGAUGGACCAAGACCAAAAUCAGCAAGGCCAGCAGAACAUGCCACCAAACCAGAGCAGUGGUCCAUCCCGAUACAACUUCUCAACCCCCCAGCUUACUCAACUCAGGGGACAGAUCAUGGCCUACAAACUGCUUGCACGAAACCAGAGCAUUCCAGAUAAUGUACGAAUGGCUAUUGAUGGAAAACGUCAGUUCGGGAGCGGAUCAAGACCAAUGACUGAUUCUAACCAACAACAAAGAAUGCCUCAGCAACCUCCACAGCCUCACAUGCCUCCACAGAAUAUGCAUUACCAAGGUGGGCCACCCCAGGGACAACCUGGUCAGCCUGCCCAGCCAGCCUCACAGCCCCGCCCUCAGUCUCAGCAAACACCACCUUCAGCUGUCCAGUCGAUGCUUUCCAUGCAGCAGAAGCAGAGUCGGAUUGCGCCUGUUGCAAAACCCCAGGGGCUGGACCCUUUGGAGAUUCUCAAUGAAAGAGAAAACAGAAUUUCAUCCAGAAUAUCAUCAAGAAUAAAAGAGCUUGAAUAUCUACCAGGAAUAAUGGAGGAAGAUAUGAAAAUCAAAGCCAUGAUUGAGUUUAGAGCUCUGAGAUUACUCAAUUUCCAACGACAGUUGAGGUCAGAGGUUGUAGCCUAUAUGAGAAAAGACACAACGUUGGAGACAGCACUGAACACAAAAGCCUAUAAGAGGAGCAAGAGGCAGUCACUGAGGGAGGCACGGGUUACAGAAAAGCUGGAGAAGCAGCAGAAACUGGAGCAUGAAAAACGACGCAGGCAGAAACAUCAGGAAUAUCUAAAUGCUGUGCUACAGCAUGCCAAAGACUUUAAAGAAUUCCACCGCAAUGUGACUGCCAAGAUAAGCAAACUGAACAAAGCAGUGAUGGUGCACCAUGCUAAUACAGAAAGGGAACAGAAGAAGGAACAAGAGCGACUCGAGAAAGAGCGAAUGAGGAGACUCAUGGCUGAAGAUGAAGAAGGUUACAGGAAACUCAUUGAUCAAAAGAAAGACAAGCGUCUUGCCUACCUCCUUCACCAGACUGACGAAUACAUCACAAACCUCAUGUCUUUGUUAUCGGAUCAUAAAGAGGAUAUAAGAAAAAAGAAACAAGCAAGGAAGAAGAAAAAGAAGAAGGAAACAAGUGAUAAUCCUGAUAAUGCUGAUGAGAGUUCUAACAUGAGUGAACCAAGAAUAUCUGUGAUAGAAACCAAUACUGGUAAAGUUCUGAGUGGGGAAGAUGCUCCAAUGUCCAGUCAGCUUGAAUCCUGGUUAGAGAUGCAUCCCGGAUAUGAGGUAGCCCCAAGAGAAGAUGGGGAAGAAGAUGAUGAUGAAGAGGACGAAGAAGAGCCGGAAGAAAUAUUACCACCUCCUCGACCAGCCCUCAACAGACCUCAGAUACAGUCAGUGGAUGACUUGGCUGAACACGAAGCAACAGAAAUUAUCAAAACGGCAGAACAACGUCUGGACGACGACGAAUACCAUAACCAGGUGGAGAUGAGGAAUUACUAUAAUGUAGCUCACUCGAUCCAUGAGGAUGUGAUGGAACAAGCCAGCAUCAUGAUAAAUGGAACACUGAAAAAUUACCAGGUCAAAGGAUUGGAGUGGAUGGUGUCUUUAUAUAACAACAACUUGAAUGGUAUCCUGGCCGAUGAAAUGGGUCUGGGCAAGACCAUCCAAACCAUUGGCUUGAUCACCUAUCUUAUGGAGUCCAAGAAGAUUAAUGGGCCAUUCCUGAUCAUUGUGCCACUCUCAACGCUGUCCAACUGGCUUUUGGAAAUAGAAAAAUGGGCUCCCUCUGUCAUCACUGUAUCAUACAAAGGUUCUCCACUCACUCGAAAAGCCCUAUCACCACAACUCAAGAUGGGCAAGUUCAACGUGCUGCUAACCACAUACGAAUACAUCAUCAAGGACAAGUCUGUGUUAGCAAAGAUACGAUGGAAGUACAUGAUCAUUGAUGAAGGACAUCGUAUGAAGAACCACCAUUGUAAACUGACACAGGUGCUAAACACCCACUACAUUGCUCCCCACCGUCUCUUAUUGACUGGCACACCUCUACAGAACAAACUUCCAGAGUUGUGGGCCCUGCUUAACUUCCUGUUGCCAAGUAUCUUCAAGUCCUGCACUACAUUUGAGCAAUGGUUUAAUGCACCUUUUGCUAUGACUGGAGAAAAGGUUGAGUUAAACCAGGAAGAAACCCUCCUUAUCAUCCGACGUUUACACAAAGUGCUGCGUCCAUUCUUGCUUCGUCGUCUGAAGAAAGAGGUUGAAUCUCAGCUACCUGACAAGGUUGAGUAUGUGAUCAAAUGUGAGAUGUCAGCACUCCAACGUGUUGUAUACAGACACAUGGCGUCCAGAGGCAUUUUGUUGACUGAUGGGUCAGAAAAGGACAAAAAGGGCAAAGGAGGUGCAAAGACAAUGAUGAAUACUAUCAUGCAGUUGAGAAAGAUCUGCAAUCAUCCCUUCAUGUUCCCACAUUUAGAGGAGGCUUUUGCAGAACAACUAGGCCUGUCAACCAAUGUUGUGCAAGGGGCAGAGUUGUACCGAGCUGCCGGGAAGUUUGAGCUGCUGGACAGGAUGUUCCCAAAACUGAAGGCUUCAGGCCAUCGAGUGCUGCUCUUCUGUCAGAUGACCUCUCUCAUGAGCAUCAUGGAGGACUACUUUGUCUACAAAGGUUACCGAUACCUUCGUCUCGAUGGUACGACUAAGGCAGACGACAGAGGCCAGCUCCUAAGUGUGUUCAAUUGUCCCGACUCCCCCUACUUUGUUUUCUUACUGAGUACAAGGGCUGGAGGGCUGGGCUUGAACCUCCAGGCUGCUGAUACUGUUAUCAUAUACGACUCUGACUGGAAUCCUCAUCAGGACUUGCAAGCUCAAGACAGAGCUCACAGAAUCGGUCAGCAGAAUGAAGUACGUGUGCUGCGUCUUAUGACCGUGAACAGUGUGGAGGAGAGGAUCCUGGCUGCUGCACGAUAUAAGUUAAAUGUGGACGAGAAGGUCAUCCAGGCUGGUAUGUUUGACAACAAGUCAACAGGAACAGAGAGACGCCAAUUUUUAACAACACUGCUCUUGCAAGAGAAUGAUGAAGCUGAGGAGGAAGAUGAGGUACCUGAUGAUGAAACAAUCAAUCAGAUGUUGGCGAGAACUGAGGAUGAAUUUGAUCAAUAUCAGAAAAUGGAUAUAGAGAGAAGACGAGAGGAAGCUAGAAAUCCCAAUAGAAAACCCCGACUCAUGGAACAGGAUGAACUGCCAGCCUGGAUAGUCAAGGAUGAAGCUGAGGUUGAGAGACUGACCUUUGAAGAUGAAGAAGACAAGAUAUUUGGGCGCGGAGAAAGACAAAGGAAGGAAGUGGACUACACCGACUCUCUCACAGAGAAACAAUGGCUCAAGGCUAUAGAAGAUGGUAACUUAGAGGAGGUUGAGGAGCAGGUGAAGAGAGUUCCACCAGUCCCGGAGAAGGAGAAGAAGAAAACUAAGAAACGAAAGAUGAUGGUGGUGGAGGACGAUGAUGACAAGAAACCGAAGAAAAAGAGAGGACGACCACCAGUUGAAAAGCUGCCCCCAAACCCACCCAAACUCACAAAGAUGAUGAAGAAACUUCUUGAUGUCAUCAUUCAUUACAAAGACAAUGAUGGAAGAGUCUUGAGUGAUGCCUUCUUUCAGCUGCCAUCCAAAAAAGAACUACCAGAAUACUACGAGAUCAUAAUCAAACCAGUUGACUUUAAAAAGAUAAAGGCACGUAUCAGGGACCACAAAUACAGGAGUAUUGAUGACCUUGAAUCUGAAGUUCUUACCCUGUGUGAAAAUGCACAGUCCUACAACAUUGAGGGAUCACUGAUCUAUGAGGAUUCAAUUGUGCUCCAGUCCGUGUUUACCAAUGCAAGAGAGAGACUGGAAAAGGAUGGAUUUAAUGUUUCUUCUGAUGAAAGUGCCAGCAGUGAGGCAGAUGAUGAUGAUGAUAAUGGAGACGAUGAUGACGAAGAAGUGGUAAAAGUUCAGAAAGUGAAGUUAAAGGAAUCAAGGAAGGAGAAGUCAGGUAGUGCUAGGAAACAACGCAAAUCUAGAGGAAAGUCACGGCCCGUAAUCAGUGAUGAUGAUGACGAUGCAGAGGAUGAGGUUCUUGAUGAAAGAAUAAAUUUACUCUAAUAGGACCAAUCAGAAGAAGAGACUGCCCCAAGUUCACGCAGUUCAUCAAGAGUUUCCUCACCUGCUCCCGGUCGCAGACAACGCUAGGAUGCUGAAGAUUCGGGAAUCAUUAAAGAUGUAUAAAAUCACAAAUUAUGUUACAUUUGAACUUUAGUGUAAUAUCAGACUUGGUCAAUUUUGGGACCUGUCUUUAAACUACACAAAUCUUUGCAUGCUGGAUUUCAUUUGCAUAAAAAUAAGUAUUUUUCUGAUGAAUUCAUUUUGAGAAUGAGACAUCUAAAGGUGUUAAAGAAGAAAUAGACAUUGUUAUAAUUUCAUGGGAAAAAAAUCUGUAGUUAGGAAUCUCACUUUAUUUUUCUUUCACUUAACUAUUUGUUGUUUAAAUUGAAUAUUAGGGCGUACAUUUGUAAAAUAUACAUUAAUUUAAUGCUUGUUUAAAAAUGUCAUUUAAAUGAAUGUUAGUUUGCAUGUGAUAGAACAAACAGUUUUCUUUAAUGAAGAAAUGAUCAUAGAACCAUUACUUAAGUUCUUUUCAAACAUACCUUGGUGUGUGUUUGAAUCCAGAAGUUCAGUAAUCAAAGUUACAGCUAAAAUUUAGUUGGUAAAACAAAUUUGUAGAAAAACUUCAAAAGCUGACAUAGAUUUUAAGCCUACUUACAUUUUUUUUAUAUGACUUUUCCAGUGUAUCUUAUUAUUCUGGAGAAAUUCUAGAUUCAUUCAUUGUUCAAAAACAUACUAUACCAAACAUUAAACUUAAUCAUUUCAUUAAUACUAUCAUAGUGUCAAAAUAACAUGUUGUGCUUUCAUAUUCAUCACAAAAUUGUAAGUUGUGAAUACAUCAUGUUUAUUGUGUUGUUCAAGAAUUGUAUUUUUUUCUGAUUCAUGUGGAUCUAGUUGUACAGCAUGUUAUAUGGAGUCCUUGUUGUCAUUGCAUUUAUAGGUGUGUUCAUAAAGGAUCUUUGUAGAACGAUGAAAUGGAACGGUGCAAUCACAACCAAAUACACUUUACAUUGAUGUGUAUAUCCCUGUGUAAUAAAAUUUCACAGAAAGAUU
Mizuhopecten yessoensis (Yesso scallop) is the source of this 6251-nucleotide messenger RNA. Its product is annotated as probable global transcription activator SNF2L2. Gene Ontology annotation, molecular function: ATP binding; DNA binding; transcription factor binding. The record is from RefSeq and is a predicted model, not a curated record. Lineage: Eukaryota; Metazoa; Mollusca; Bivalvia; Pectinida; Pectinidae. The coding region runs from base 126 to 5198 and encodes 1690 amino acids. The transcript is spliced from 33 exons. Gene Ontology annotation, cellular component: nucleus. Gene Ontology annotation, biological process: positive regulation of transcription by RNA polymerase II.